AUGUGGAAUGCUGUCGCUAGAAAUGGUUCAUCACUGCAGAGAUUGAAUCUGCUUCGUUCCUUGGCGACUGCUGGACCCGCUACCAUUGCAAGGCCGACAGCAUACCACCGUAUUAACAGUCAUGCUGCUUGUGCUAACAACAGGACACUAACCCUGCGCGCCACAGCCGGGCGUUCGUCGCCUUCGGUUACUCCACCGCCGCGUUCAUGGGAGUCCAGCAACUCAUCACAGACAGAUGGAUCUGUACACAAAAAUGGAUCAAGAACUGAAAGAAGCUCAUCAUUAGACGAAAUCGAAAGCAGUGAUUUUGGCGCGCAAAGCUCCAUGGAUGAUGGUUAUACACGAAAAUCUAUUCUACUCGAUGCAUCUAGAAGUCAGAAUGCGUCUUCCACUGCUGGAAUAUCCUCAUCAGAAACUAUGGAUAGCAAUCGAGAAACCCGCGACUCGAAUAGCAUUAUUCCCUCCAGUACGAGUGAGAGUUUCGGAACAAACAGUGGUAGCAGUGGAACAGGAUCUGCUCAACGUCAGAGUCGCUGGGAAGCAUUCCAAACAGAUAGAAAUUUGGGCACGCGGUUUGGGCCACAAGAAUUUACCACCGUCAGCGUGAAGCAGAACAAAGAUCCAGUUUUCCUGAAUUAUGACCACGAGUUUGCCGAACUCAAACGUGAUAAAAGCCCUAAUAUGGAAUGGAAUAAGCGUUUUCCUGAGGGAACAAUAGUGGUAUACACAGAUGGGUCAUGUAUUGACAACAGAGCAUCCGGCUUUGGUGUUUAUUUUGGGCCAAACCAUGAGCUCAAUAGAUCUGAACGUAUUAUUGGACCCAUUCAUAACAGUGGUCUAGCAGAAAUUUUAGGAGCACAAACAGCUUUACGCUCUCUGCGAAACUGGCGGGGCUACAGAAACGAGGCGGUGAUUUUGCGUACAGACUUUCUUCCUUUGGUUACCGCUAUGAGUGGAGGAGCCAGUGAUGGGAGGUUUGGCGAAGAAAUGGAAAAAGUUAGGAGCUUAGCCGCAAAAUUUCCAAAAGGAGUGCAAUUCCAGCAUGUGUAUGCACAUGAUGGUGAUCCUGGAAAUGAGCAGGCUGAUGCACUUGCUAGAAUGGCUACCGCAGAAGCGAGAAGGGCACGAUCAGCAAGCGUAUCAAGGGAUUUGUUUGAGCCUGAUGGAACACGCAGAGGAAGGUCAGUGAGCAGAAACAGAGGAUUCCGAGGAAGAAGUAGGAGCCGCAACAUUUCAUGGAAUAGAAAUCGUUUGCGAUCUCGCAGUAACAAUCGCUAUCACAUUAGAAGCCAUAGUGCUUUCGUUGCUGGAAGAAGACGCUAAUUUAUGGAAAACUUACUCGAACUACUAGAUUACAAGUAACAAGUCGACAGUAAACACAAUACAAGUGAUACACUAAUCCAGUAACAUUACGCUUACAUUAAAAUAUUCGAAAA
Molecule: messenger RNA, 1436 nt
Organism: Cylicocyclus nassatus
Lineage: Eukaryota; Metazoa; Nematoda; Chromadorea; Rhabditida; Strongylidae
Source: the annotation of a GenBank genome assembly